Messenger RNA from Erinaceus europaeus (western European hedgehog), 1149 nucleotides. It is a transcript of the gene ATP5F1C, whose product is annotated as ATP synthase F1 subunit gamma. NCBI's taxonomy places the organism in Eukaryota, Metazoa, Chordata, Mammalia, Eulipotyphla, Erinaceidae. Gene Ontology annotation, biological process: proton motive force-driven ATP synthesis. Gene Ontology annotation, molecular function: proton-transporting ATP synthase activity, rotational mechanism. The coding region runs from base 86 to 982 and encodes 298 amino acids. The record is from RefSeq and is a predicted model, not a curated record. The transcript is spliced from 10 exons.
GGGCUAGCUGGAGACUGGGAAGCUUCCGCGCGCAAGCGCGUUGGGACCCGUCUCACCGACCUUCAGCAGGGUUGCUGCUGCCACCAUGUUGUCUCGGGCGGGCAUCGCGGGGCUGUCGGCCUGGGCCGUGCAGCCGCAAUGGAUCCAAGUUCGAAACAUGGCGACUUUGAAAGAUAUCACCAGGCGGCUAAAGUCGAUCAAAAACAUUCAGAAAAUCACCAAGUCUAUGAAAAUGGUGGCAGCAGCAAAAUACGCCCGGGCUGAGAGGGAGCUGAAGCCAGCUCGAGUCUAUGGAACAGGGUCUCUGGCUCUGUAUGAAAAGGCUGACAUUAAGCCCCCUGAAAACAAGAAGAAACACCUCCUUAUCGGUGUGUCCUCAGACCGAGGGCUUUGCGGUGCUAUUCACUCCUCAGUUGCUAAACAGAUGAAGAAUGAAGUGGCCAACCUCACAGCAGCUGGGAAAGAAGUGAUGCUUGUUGGAAUUGGUGAUAAACUCAGGGGUAUACUCUAUAGGACUCACUCUGAUCAGUUUCUGGUGACAUUCAAGGAAGUGGGGAGAAAGCCCCCUACUUUUGGAGAUGCAUCAGUUAUUGCCCUCGAGUUAUUAAAUUCUGGAUACGAAUUUGAUGAAGGUUCUAUCAUCUUUAAUCGAUUCAGGUCUGUCAUUUCCUACAAAACAGAAGGAAAGCCCAUCUUUUCUCUUGAUACAAUCGCAAGUUCUGAGAGCAUGAGUAUCUAUGAUGAUAUUGAUGCCGACGUGCUGCAAAACUAUCAAGAAUAUAAUCUGGCCAACAUCAUCUACUAUUCCCUUAAAGAGUCUACCACGAGCGAGCAGAGUGCCAGGAUGACGGCCAUGGACAACGCCAGCAAGAAUGCUUCUGAGAUGAUCGACAAGUUGACUCUGACUUUCAAUCGUACCCGCCAAGCUGUCAUCACUAAAGAGUUGAUUGAGAUCAUCUCUGGUGCUGCAGCUCUGGAUUAAUGAAAAUCAAGUUUCAUCCUCAGACAAGAGGUAAAAGAGGAAAAUUCAGCCAGCUGAUUGGGUUUAGUUGACUGCUAUCCCUGUCAGAAGAAAUUACUGGUCCAUUGUCUAUUGCUAUGACAGCAAGAUAUUUGUAAAUUAUCUUACAAUAAAUAACAAUAACAUCA